Messenger RNA from Molossus molossus (Pallas's mastiff bat), 5891 nucleotides. RefSeq names its product KAT8 regulatory NSL complex subunit 3 (gene KANSL3). The transcript is spliced from 21 exons. Gene Ontology annotation, cellular component: NSL complex. The record is from RefSeq and is a predicted model, not a curated record. The coding region runs from base 552 to 3263 and encodes 903 amino acids. Gene Ontology annotation, biological process: positive regulation of transcription by RNA polymerase II. NCBI's taxonomy places the organism in Eukaryota, Metazoa, Chordata, Mammalia, Chiroptera, Molossidae.
AACUCCAGAGAAUUACGAAGUCGUUGCAAAACUUUUAACAAAAACAAGAGCCUUAAGAGGCCUCCUUGAGGCCCACGUUGGCCCGCUCGUACUGGGGUGCCUGUGACGCUUUAGGGAAUGGUGGGACGCAGUCGAGACCCGUACUUAGCUUGGGAAGAAUUAAAACUUGUGAUUCGUGUUGUUCGCCAAAGCCCUUCCAGCCCACGUAGGAAGGAAAUCGAGGCCAAGCGAGUUAGCAGCUGUGGGAGGGAGCCUUUGCCCCCGCGGACAGCUUUCCAGUGAAUGAACUGGUAGAGGUUGCGUGGGGAGGGACUCAGGAUGCCAGAGCCUUUCAGGACGGCGGUGUGGGAGCUCAGGAGCCCUCCGUAUGGAGGGCGAGGGUGUGCAGUGGAAUGAAUUCUCAAUUAUGAAUGAUAGAAGGUCACAAAACUAAGAAACGUGAGGAGUUCCAGGUUGGAAGAAAUUUAGAAUAUUUGAAUUGACUUAAACUUUCCACUGCAGGUGACUAGCAUGCAGACACCUGUUCUCUGACUGGCUGCCCCUUUACUGACAUGGCCCACCGGGGUGUGGAGAGGGACUUCCAGACUUCAGCCCGCCGGAUGGGCACCUCUCUGCUGUUCCAGCUUUCAGUGCACGAGCGGGAGCUGGAUCUGGUUUUCCUGGAUCAUAGCUAUGCCAAGCCAUGGAGUGCCCACCCAGAUGCCAGUAGUGCUCGGCCAACCCGCAUGCUCUUUGUUACUCCCCGGAGGCAGCAUGAAAGUACCAUUGAAUCAGACGUCCCUAUAGAUGUGGAGACAGUUACAUCAACCCCCAUGCCCCUCUACGACAAUCAGAAGGCACGCAGCGUGAUGAACGAGUGUGAACGGCAUGUCAUCUUUGCCAGGACUGAUGCAGAUGCCCCUCCCCCACCAGAGGACUGGGAGGAGCAUGUCAAUAGAACGGGCUGGACAAUGGCUCAGAACAAGCUAUUCAACAAGAUCCUUAAAGCGCUGCAGUCUGACCGGCUUGCCCGCUUGGCCAACGAAGGGGCUUGCAAUGAGCCAGUGCUACGCCGCGUUGCUGUGGACAAGUGUGCAAGGAGAGUGCGGCAGGCCUUGGCAAGUGUGAGCUGGGAUACCAAGCUGAUUCAGUGGCUACACACCACCCUGGUGGAGACCUUGAGUCUGCCCAUGCUGGCGGCCUACCUGGAUGCUUUGCAGACGCUCAAAGGGAAGAUCCCUACCUUGAUUGACCGGAUGCUUGUGUCAUCCAACACAAAGACCGGGGCUGCAGGAGCUGAGGCCUUGUCCCUCCUGCUGAAGAGGCCCUGGGAUCCUGCUGUGGGGGUGCUUUCUCAUAACAAACCAAGCAAACUCCCUGGCUCUCCACUCAUUCUCAUUGCCUCCUCCGGGCCCUCCAGCUCUGCGUUUCCCACCUCACGCCGCCACCGCUUCUGGCAGUCUCAGCUCUCCUGCUUAGGCAAGGUCAUCCCUGUAGCCACUCAUCUGCUGAACAAUGGAAGUGGGGUAGGAGUUCUGCAGUGUCUUGAGCAUAUGAUUGGGGCAGUGAGAAGCAAAGUGCUAGAGAUUCACAGCCAUUUCCCCCACAAGCCCAUUAUCUUGAUUGGCUGGAAUACAGGAGCUCUGGUGGCCUGUCAUGUGUCGGUGAUGGAGUACGUCACAGCGGUUGUCUGCCUUGGGUUCCCCCUGCUUACCGUGGAUGGCCCCCGAGGGGAUGUGGAUGAUCCGCUCUUGGAUAUGAAGACUCCAGUCCUCUUUGUCAUUGGUCAGAAUUCCCUGCAAUGUCAUCCUGAAGCCAUGGAGGACUUCCGGGAGAAGAUUCGGGCUGAGAACAGUUUGGUGGUGGUUGGGGGAGCUGACGAUAAUCUCAGGAUAAGCAAAGCAAAGAAGAAAUCGGAAGGGUUGACUCAGAGCAUGGUGGACAGGUGCAUCCAGGAUGAAAUCGUGGACUUUCUGACUGGCGUGCUCACUCGUACUGAGGGGCAUGUAGGCGCUGAGCCUCGGGACCAGGAUGCUGAGAAGAAGAAGAAGCCCCGGGAUGUGGCCCGCAGAGACCUGACCUUUGAGGUCCCCGAAAGGGGCAGUCGACCCACCUCGCCAGCUGCCAGGCUGCCUGCCUCCCCUUCAGGCUCCGAGGAUCUCUCCAGUGUGUCCAGCAGUCCCACCUCCAGUCCUAAGACCAAAAUUACCACAGUGGCCUCGGCCCAGAAGUCCAGUCAGAUUGGGAGCUCUCAGUUGCUGAAGAGACAUGUGCAGCGGACAGAAGCUGUGCUGACCCACAGACAAGCCCAAGCACAGUUUGCUGCUUUUCUGAAACAAAAUAUGCUGGUGAGGAAAGCUCUUCCUCCUGGCACCUCCUCCUGUCUCUUUGUUCCCAUUUCAUCAGAACAAACGGAGGAAGCAGAGAAAGAGGACCUUAGGGUCCAGCUGAAGAGGCAUCAUCCCUCCAGUCCUCUGUCUGGCAGUAAAACCUCCAAGCGACCCAAGAUCAAGGUGUCCCUCAUCUCCCAAGGGGACCCAGCUGGAGGACCUUGUACUCCUUCCCAAGGAGGAGUGCCGGAAGCCAUGGGCGGGAAGCCCAUCACAAUGACCCUGGGGCAGGCGUCGGGGCCCAAGGAGCUCACAGGGCUGCUCACCACAACCAAGUCCAGUGCUUCUGAAGGAGGUGUGUUAGCCAGCCCAGCCUCCUCCAUGGUCUCCAGCAGCGCCGCACCCAGUCCCUUGCACACACUCCAGAGCCGCCUGGUGGCCACCUCCUCUAGCAGCUCCCUCCCAGGCGCCACAUCAGCCAGCAGCCUCCUCCAAGGCCUCAGCUUCAGCUUGCAGGAUAUCAGCAGCAAGAACUCUGGCCUCCCAGCAAAUUCCUCCCCAGGACCAUCUCCACAGGCCACCAGUGUGAAGUUGCCUACCCCCAUACAGAACCUGGGUGCCAUCACCACGGGCACCAGCACCAUUGUCCGUACCAUUCCUGUGGCCACCACUCUCUCCUCCUUGGGUGCCACUCCUGGUGGGAAGCCCACAGCCAUCCACCAGCUGCUGACCAAUGGGGGCCUCGCCAAGUUGGCAAGCAGCCUCCCUGGCCUGGCUCAGAUCUCUAACCACGCAUCAGGCUUAAAAGUCCCCACCACCAUUACUCUGACCCUACGAGGACAACCAAGCCGAAUCACCACGUUGAGCCCCAUGGGCCCAGGAGCAGCCCCAUCUGAGGAGCCCACCUCCCAGGUGCUGCCCUCCAACUCACAGCGCCUGCCUCCAGCUCCCUGAAGACGCCACGUGACGGUUCUCCUUUCCCAGGUUGGUGAUGGCUGCUGCAGUGAGCCCUGGACAUGUAUGCUGUCCUGCUGAGCUGUCCACGUGUCUGAAGACCUCUUUAAGACACUCAUUUUUGCCUCUCUGCCAGUUGUCUUCGGGGUUGGGCCUCUGGGUCCUGUGAAACUGUUAAGCUAAGUGCUAUGGUGCCAGCAAGGGGGAAGCAUCGUCCUCCAGCAUCUACAGGUCUGGUGCCCAGAAUCCACAGGCUCCGCAGCAGGUCUGGCUGUUCACGAAUCACUAGCUGUGACUUGCCCCAAGUUGCAGUGUUGGACCACUCGCUGCAUUUCAUAAAGGAGCUCCUUUUGGAAGUCUGUGCUGCCCCAUGCCAAGUUUGGAGGAGACGUCCACGUGGUCCAGGGCUGUAGGGGUUCAGAUGGAGAACCCUUUCCUGAUGACCAGGGUCAUCCUGGCCCACUGGCAGGCUGGUCAGUAUUAAAAGGGCUUGGUUUGGACAUUGCUGCUGCCUUCCUUGAGUAGCAGGGAGAGUGCUCGCUGUGCAGCUCCCUCUUAACCACAUCAGUAGCUGCUGAGUCGGAAAUUCCUACCUUCAGACCCAUGAGAGGGCAGAGAGAGCUGGGCUGUCAUCUCAGUCCCUUUUGCCACUGCACAUGUGGAGAACAGCAGUUGCUAGGAGAUGAAAGUUGGCCCUUUCUUUUUUUUAUCAUGGUCUGUGCAGUUCCUGUAUGCAGAAAGCCUGUGGGCCCUGUUUGAAGAAGACCAAUGAACAGCAAAAGAAGUAGCUUCAAGGACAGGUCAAUAAGUCCUAUGAGUUGGGCUUGAGGCUUUGCCUCUAGUACCUAAGGAACUGCUGAUUCAAGUGGAGAUGAGAAAAAUUUGCACAGCCGGGGGGAAGAAAGCCCCACCCCCCGAAUCUCUCUCUCCGGUGUUUGGAGGUGAACCGGAUAACCAGCUAAGAACAUCCGGGCCGUCCCAAGAAGCUUAGGCAUCAAGACUAUGAAGGCUAUGCUUCAGUGUUUCUGUUUCUAUCCAUGCGACUUGCCUUGUUGCUUAGAAGUGGGGAAAUCACUGGCGCUGGCACCGCUGCGCAGGGCUCUUGGUGCCAGCCUGAGCCUGGGAGGUGGAGGUUCCUGGAGAAGUAGCCGCCGAAGAUGGAGCUCGGAGUCCCUCCUUCCCUCCUCACAAUACUUGUGUGCGAAGGUAGUUUUAGAUUUGGCUUAGAACGUGUCGUCCACACCAGCCUCCCUUCCCUUCCAUACUCUAGAAUGUUCCCAGCUACGGCGAUAAGUCAGGCAACCCAGUGGGACUCCAUUCAGUAACUAGGAAGGGAGGGCCCGCAGCAUGCCAUGGCCGGAACUGUGGCCAGGGUCCUGACCCCUGUGCAGUGUAUAUUCAAACCAGGCCACCUGCGUUCAAUUCAGGAGUGUCACCUUCCAGUCUGAGUGGCAGCCAGGAGGGGUGCACAGCAUGCUGGAGUCUCAGAUGAGACAGGUCUGGGGUGUGUGUGAUAGGAGUGCAGGGGGCAUCUUAAGCAUCACCCUCCCUCCCUGCCUCCUGCAAAGCUGGUCUCAGUGGUGAGACCACAGAAUUACGCUGUAUUCUUGCAUCAGCUGGUGGGUAACUGCUUUCUGAAAUUCAGCAGGCAUUUAGUAAAUUUGAAUAAAAUAUGAAAUCUGAAAGAGGCAUCCAUGGGUUAGGGGGUUGAUAACUUUACAGGUAGAAUAAUAAUAUACCCACAGAACCUGAGAAUAGGACUGUGUGCAACUGAAGCUUUUAGGAAUCAUUUAGGACAGGCAGAGGGUCCUGAACAGGGUCAUGACUUAGGAGUGCAGCCUAGACAGGGCUGCUCCUGAAAGUUGCUGGCUCGGUAUGUGCGGGGACCAGAGGGACAACUAACGCAUCUCCUACUUUCGUGUAAAUCCUAGUGCGUUUCCCAUGGAUGACUUCCUGAGGCUUGAGUUGUACACCCUGAGGAAUGCCAGACUGGAGAAGGGCGUUGUGACAUGGAUUCUUCUUCACCUCGGAGGGGCAGGCUCAGGGGAGAAGUCCUUGAAGCCCAUAGAGUCACGUUCCCCACUUCCACGUUUUCUCCAACCACUCUGCUUGAAAUGUGAAAGGAAGCUUUCCUCCGCCCUCACAUAGACCUGGAGUCUAUAACCUCACAUGGGGACACUACUGGCCAAAGUGUGGAAGGAGCAAGGCUUCAGCUAACGUCCUAGGAGACAGGUGCAUGUUGGUGCCCUGUGGGAGAGGUCCUCAUGCUUCAAGGAGAUGGAGGAAGACCUGUCUGUUCUUGAUCCCAGCACAAAACAGUCUUGGGCAGGAUGGGUUACAGACUGAGCCUCUGUGAUGGUUCUGUUCUUACAUUAGCAAAAACAAAUAAAAACAACUUUGCAUUGUUCCAACUUGUUUUCAGUUGACUUACCGUGUCUAUCCUGGUAGCCACCUGGUGGAGUGGCUCAGGAAACAAGCUGAGAUACUGUGGUAAUGCCCGUGUUUAUCUCACUGACGCCGGGUGCCACGAGGGAGCUACUGUAAUUCCCUUUACAGGUGAGGAGAUGGAGGCACAGAGAAGUCACACAAUAGAAAGCGGAAGAAGCAGGACUAGAACCCAGGCAGCCU